This is a messenger RNA of Acaulospora morrowiae, 1170 nucleotides long. NCBI's taxonomy places the organism in Eukaryota, Fungi, Glomeromycota, Glomeromycetes, Diversisporales, Acaulosporaceae. The record is from the annotation of a GenBank genome assembly.
AUGAUAGUUCGCUUCUUUUAUGCCUCUAAGAUAUCGAAAAGAAACGUUUUUCAAAGUAUUACUCGCAAACAUGAUGCCUUACCUCAUUUGCGAAAGUAUUCCAGCACCACAAAAUUGCCAAACAAAGUACAAUUCGUAUUAAGUAAAAUGGAGCGGGAGAAAAAUGUUACACGUGAAAUUCAGCCUAUUCUUGGAACACCGACUACAGAAAUCAACCAGAUUUUUUGGUCUAAAGAUGAGGGAAACCUAAAGCUAGAAUGGGUUGAUCCUCCUCGAUCGGUAUUGAUUGUUAAGAAGCCAUCGAGCGAACCCACGAGCAAAGCAUUCACCGAACUAGUGAAAUGGUUUCACGAUGCACACCCAGAUUUAAAUAUUAUCGUUGAGAGUGAUGUUGCGGAGGAAUUCAGAAAUGAAUUCCCAUUUGUACAUGUGGCACCUCCAGAGAAUAAAUAUGAGUAUACGCGUGUAGUUGACUUUGUAAUUACACUUGGUGGUGAUGGGACGAUCUUGCAUGUUUCAUCGCUAUUCGAAGAAGCCGUUCCACCAGCGAUCUCUGAUUUGAUCAAGGGAGGAAUAUCACUGUUGCUUCGUAUGAGAUUGACAUGUGCAUUGUGGACGGCAGAGAAAAAACGGGUUGUGAAAGAUGGUCAAGAAAUUGGGGAUUUGCAGGCCAUGAACGAAGUUAACCUUCACAGAGGACGAUAUCCACAUUUGGCGGCCAUUAGUUGUUAUGUGAAUGAGCAAUUUUUGACAGAAGCCGUGGCGGAUGGUUUGAUUGUGGCUACUCCUACUGGGUCAACGGCAUAUUCAUUAUCAGCGGGCAUGUAUCCAUUUCGUGGCCCAAUAAUUCAUCCUUCGGUUCAAGGCUUUCUCCUCACACCGAUCUGUCCACGAUCAUUGUCGUUCCGACCAGUUUUAAUUCCGCAAACAGCAAAAAUACAAUUGAAGAUUAGUAAAGUAUGUAGAUCGCCAACGGAAAUUACAGUUGACGGAAGAGAAAUUUGUAUGUUGAAUAAAGGAGACUUUUUGGAGGUACAGGCAUCUUCGUAUCCGAUGCCUUGUGUAAACAGAGUUGAAGAAGGUGUGGACUGGGUUAAAGAUAUCAACAAUUUGCUAAAGUGGAAUCAGAAUUUUGUGAAUAAACAACUUCUUAUUCAUGGAUUAUCAUAA